GAAGCCAACCCCAGCCCCCCGAGCGCCCCGCCGAGCGCCGCCGAGGCGGGACGCGCGCGGAGGAGAGCCGAGCCGCGGGUUAGCGCCCGCCGGAGCCUGCCGCGCGGGCUGAGGCGCUAAAGGGCUUACCCGGGAGGGGGGUGGGAGGCGGGGAGACGCUCCCCGUUAAAUAGCGCGCUCCGCCACUCGCUGGCGCUCACGCCGCGCCCGCUCGCCCCGCGCCCGCCGCCGCCGGACCGCGCCGAAGAGGAGGGGGCGUUCCCCAGACCAUGGCAUCCACCGAAGGUGCCAACAACAUGCCCAAGCAGGUGGAAGUACGCAUGCACGACGGCCAUCUCAGCCCGGACGAGCCGAAGCGGCGGCAUCUAGGCCUGCGUCUGUGUGACAAGCUGGGGAAAAAUCUCCUGCUCACACUGACUGUGUUCGGUGUCAUCCUGGGGGCAGUCUGUGGAGGGCUUCUUCGCUUGGCAUCUCCUCUCCACCCCGAUGUGGUCAUGUUGAUAGCCUUCCCGGGGGAUAUACUCAUGAGGAUGCUGAAAAUGCUCAUCCUUCCCCUCAUCAUCUCCAGCUUAAUCACAGGGUUGUCGGGCCUGGAUGCUAAAGCCAGUGGGCGCUUAGGCACGAGAGCCAUGGUGUAUUACAUGUCCACAACCAUCAUCGCCGCGGUGCUAGGGGUCAUCCUGGUCUUGGCUAUCCACCCAGGGAACCCCAAACUCAAGAAGCAGCUGGGGCCUGGAAAGAAGAACGAUGAAGUGUCCAGCCUGGAUGCCUUUCUGGACCUUAUUCGAAAUCUCUUUCCUGAAAACCUGGUCCAAGCCUGUUUUCAACAGAUUCAAACGGUGACCAAGAAAGUCCUGGUGGCGCCUCCGUCUGACGAGGAGGGCAAUGCCACCAACGCCGUCAUCUCCUUACUGAACGACACUGUGACGGAGGCGCCUGAGGAAACGAAGGUGGUUAUCAAGAAGGGCCUGGAGUUCAAGGACGGCAUGAAUGUCUUAGGUCUGAUAGGGUUUUUCAUUGCUUUUGGCAUCGCCAUGGGGAAGAUGGGAGAGCAGGCCAAGCUGAUGGUGGACUUCUUCAACAUUUUGAAUGAGAUUGUAAUGAAGUUAGUGAUCAUGAUUAUGUGGUACUCUCCCCUGGGUAUCGCCUGCCUAAUUUGUGGCAAGAUCAUUGCAAUCAAGGACUUGGAAGUGGUUGCUAGGCAACUGGGGAUGUACAUGGUCACGGUGAUUGUGGGCCUCAUCAUCCAUGGGGGCAUCUUUCUCCCCUUGAUUUACUUUGUAGUCACCAGGAAAAACCCUUUCUCCUUUUUUGCUGGCAUUUUCCAAGCUUGGAUCACUGCCCUGGGUACCGCUUCCAGUGCUGGAACUUUGCCUGUUACCUUCCGUUGCCUGGAAGAAAAUCUGGGAAUUGAUAAGCGCGUGACCAGAUUUGUCCUCCCGGUCGGAGCAACCAUCAACAUGGACGGUACAGCCCUUUAUGAAGCGGUGGCCGCCAUCUUUAUUGCCCAAAUGAACGGUGUUAUCCUAGAUGGAGGCCAGAUUGUGACUGUGAGCCUCACAGCCACGCUGGCGAGCGUUGGUGCGGCCAGUAUCCCCAGCGCGGGCCUCGUCACCAUGCUGCUCAUCCUGACGGCCGUGGGCCUGCCGACGGAGGACAUCAGCCUGCUGGUGGCUGUGGACUGGCUGCUGGACAGGAUGAGAACUUCAGUCAAUGUUGUGGGGGACUCUUUUGGCGCUGGGAUUGUCUAUCACCUCUCCAAGUCUGAGCUGGAUGCUAUUGACUCCCAGCAUCGAGCGCAUGAAGAUAUUGAAAUGACCAAGACUCAGUCCAUUUAUGAUGACGUGAAGAACCACAGGGAAAGCAACUCUAAUCAAUGUGUCUAUGCCGCACACAACUCUGUCAUAGUAGAUGAGUGCAAGAAGGUCAGAUUUCUUUCCAACAUUGCCGCAUUUGUCGUGUCUCCAUAUCCUAACGCUUCCAUAAAUCCAGUCUCUCCAUUAUGUGGAAUAUCAGUCGUGGGUUUAAGUUUGCACAUGACGUUGAGGACAGACAGAUGGAAGGUGACUCUGGCAGCCAACGGAAAGUCCGCCGACUGUGGAGUCGAGGAAGAACCGUGGAAACGAGAAAAAUAAGGAUAUGGCUCUCAGCAAAUUUUUGAACAAACUCCCCAGCGUAUCAUAUGGUAAAAAGAGAAUAUACACAAGCUGUCUUUAAAAAGGAAAAAAAAAUGCAUCUCUUUCUAUGUUUACUUAAUCUGUUAGCCAAGGCUUCGAGGAUCUGUUGUUGAGUCAGUGAUAGGCGCCGUGCUGUGUCUUUGCCAAGUGAUGCUUUGUUACUGCCUCACGUUCUCACCUGUAUUAUUGUCUGAACGGAGGCUGCUGGGGGAAUCCGUUUGAAUUGAAGACACAUUCUUGCCAGCUUCCCUUUGCUUUCUAAAUGCAGAGCCGUGGAUGCUCUUCCCCAGGGGCCACGACUAAAGCCAUGUGGUACGCUCCGGGGACUUGGGAUAACGAGCCGACACUCAGUGUGUGAUUCCUUCAAGUGUCCUCUGUGCUUCUGCUUUGUUACGCACAAGAGAUUCUGUUAGAAGCCUCUAGAUGUAAUUCUCUUGAAAUGUAGAGUUUGCCCACGUGUUGAUUAAAAGCAAAUCCCUGUCUUCGGGAACUCUGAGAACCCACCUUCUGUAUACUCUUCCAACUAAAUAUUUCAAAGAGAAUGGCAGUGGGAACCGUGCUCUUCAAGGCAGCCGAUUACGGAGCCCACUGAGUUUCUGCUCUGCCCUAGCCAGUCUGGGGAAAUAACUCUUGACAUUUCAAAGUAGGUUUCAUAAUUUGCUCUCAAUUUGAUAAUGGAUUAGGAUGUAAUUUGCAUGUAGCCACUGUACAUAUUGACAAAAGUAAGAGAGCACAGCCAACGUAAACUUUAACCAGAUUCAGAUAUUCAAAUUCGCUUGUGUUCAGUUUGCAUUCACCUGGCAUAGUGAAAUCAAGUGAGAUGACUUGAUCUAUGCUUUACUUUCUUUGUUUCAGCCGUAAAAUUCUUCUUUGGAUUUCUAACAAAAAAAGACAUUUUCCAUCCCCCAAUUAUUUCAGUUACAGUCUCAUUAACUUGAGAAGGCCUAAUCAUUCUUCUCUCCUCACACAUGGAGGACAGUUGCGUUGGCUGUGUCUCCUUUAAUAUCAUCUCUCGAUAAAAACAAAACACUGUCAUUGAUCUAACGUGUAGAAAGCUUUCUGUUGUAUUCUAUCAAAGCACAUAAAACUAGUUACAGGGCACAACUGAAAGCAGAGCCAGUCUGCUUCCCCAGUCUUCUCUGUAGCAAGGAACAGGAAACUAACAUGUGCAAAAUCCUAUAAAGGUGACAUUCCUACGGCAAAGUCAAGGCAGCCUUGAGCCAUGAAAUGGGAGCAAAUGAUGGCUCCUGACAGUUUCACAGAUGGCAUCUUCAAGGCUGUCACGGUUGGAGGGAGUAAAUAAUAUAAGUGGAUUAGCACCGUGCCUUGUAUGCCAUAGGCACCCAACAAAUCCUGAUGAUGGAUCAUGCAAGCUAAACUUGUCAAUUACUCUACUAUCAUUUUCUGUUGAAUAACUCACAGUAUUUUCCUAAGGUUGCAGGCUUCAGGAGUUUGCUGGGAACUUGAAUAUGAAUCACUGGGAAAUCAAGGACAUUUGAUAGACUGUGAGGAGCGUGUAGAACCUUGGUCCACACGUAGGAGUCAGGUGGUCAUCAGAGACCACCAGACGGGUGCUGGGGUAUGCACGAAUAGCGGUAGGAUCCAAAUGCUCUGAAGAGAGGUCAUGUACAGACAUCGCAUGUCCUUUAGUACCUAUUCCUGGUGACUUUUCUCUUCCAAACCAGACACCUUGGGAACAUACAAGAGACAUCAGAGUCUAACUGCUUUUGUCUCUCAAACCCUCGUUAUUUUUGGAUAAGGAUCACUAUUGAGCAGUAUUAAGCAACUUUUUGCCUUUUUUUCUUUUUAAUGUCAUUGGUCUUCAUUUUCCUUAGAUAGACAGUUGGCUGGGUGGCCAAGGACGUGUUGAAAUGUAGUAGUGGACAAUGCAUCCUUUACAGCAGAUAUUGUGGGUCAAGGGGACAGUUCCUGGAUUUAGCUGUGAAGCUGUGACAGAUUGUCUUUAAGUGGUGCCCCCAAGAGCUUUUGGAUGGUGAAGAGAAGGAUCUAGCUAAGGCGCUGAGGGGUUUGUGGGUUUUGCUGUUGAAGGCCAGCUUAGCACUUGUACACGCUGACAUGUUUCUCAAAAGAGUGGUCUCGGGAUUGUCUUCCCAAGACUCUGCCUCAAUGUCUUCUUCUCGCUUUGCUUUGUCUUCCUAGUUACCCUAUACAUAUAUAACGUAGGACAGCGUGUUCAGAAGAAACAAGGUGUACAGCUUAACAAAACAGGUUUUUCUGGUUUUAGACUACAUGUAAUAAGUUUCACGAGAACAUACUUAGGAAAUCACAUUCAUCUGGAAAUUCACAUCAUAUUAAAAAUGAAUAAUCUGUCAAAUUCAGGACUAACCCGAAAAUCCAGGAUGUGUGUCGAGCUGAUGUAUGACUGUGUUCUCUAUUUUUCUUAGGUCUCAUUCAUUCUUCUUAUGCCAUGCCCAUUUGGGCUUUCCUUGGCCAGCAUGAGUGCCAUAAACAGAACAAAAAGAUCCAGAGUAUACCUCUAAGAACCUUUUUCUAAAUAAGAUACGUAUAACCUUUCCGUUAUGUGCACAGAUUUAUAUUAAUAGAUUCAACACAGAUAUAAUGCUUGUAACAGUCCAUUAAUAUUUGAUGAUGCGUAAGUUAUAUUCAGACACAGCAGGCCAGAUCCAUACCCCACAUCCUAUAGGGUCUUUAAGUCAGGGCUUUGGCAACACCGUUGUGUUACAGACUUAAUCACUCUUUUUAGGAAUCUGAAUCAUUUUGAGAGAAAAUCAACUAAGCAGACUUUCAUCCUCCCCUUUAUAAUUUUUGCCCACUGGGAAACCCAAGUAGAAUCACCAUUUGAUUACCAACUACAGCUCUAUGGGCCAAACCUAAUCAGCAGGAAGAACGGCUCCUCUCUCAAGCUGAGGCUUUACCUUAGAUCUCUGAGGAUGUGCUUCCCCUGCAGAGCGUCAGAGAACCAAGGCAAUCAUCUAGACACAUCGAUCUUCAGUACAGGUCUUCAGGUAAUAAGAUCUGAACCAAGCAGAUGUCAGAUUCAGAUCUUUAUUUCCUCCUGGGUGUGGAAACACAGUCUGUAGUCUCACUGCCUGCAGAAGUUAACCUUGUCCGGUAAAAGACAAGUAUUAGCUUCUCCUCUGCAACUACUGGUCAGCCGAAAGAAAGGGUGCCAAACGCCUCACUCCUGGAUUUAGACUGGUGGGAACUGAGAAGGGCUUAGGGGAAAGUCAAUUUAUGGGGAGAUGUAUUCCUGGUAGGAAAUAUCAGGAAUCCCCAUGACUGUGUAGAGGGCCUCAGGUCAUUUCCAACCUUGCAUGGGGAAGUACGUUACUUGCAAGUGUGUCUAGUCAAGGGACCCUUCUGGAGUUGGGUAACUCAUCUACGGGCUCCCUGAAAGGAAACCCAAACCUGCCAGGUUUUUUUAAAUACCACACUUCCUUUUGUUCUCAAUAGCAAACGUGAUGGUACAAUAUUUCACUCUUAUCAGAAUCAAGGAAUCAGUCUGUGCUAUAUUUUCCCAUGAAAUACAGCGUUAAGUCCAAAUAAGUACACACAUGCUCAGAGAGAAUUUCUCCUUGGUUCAGACUCUUGACGAGAAGGACUUUGCAGCUCUUGCGUGGCUUGAUGGCCAAAAGUGCUCCGUGGUUGCACCCAAUGGAGGUGGCUCUUCUUCCCUGCUUUUUGAUUCUUGGGGCCAUACUGUUGUCUCGGUUGCUGGUUUCGCUUUCCUUAUUCUCCAUAUAAAUUCAUUCCAAGGCAAGAAAAAGGACCAAUGAGAUUUCUUCAGUUAUUGAAAUACCCACUCUUGGAAUAUUAGGGUCAUGCUAAGUGUAAUCUUCGUCCCCUUCACCCAUUUCACCCAUCCCCCACCCGUCUCUCCUCUGGCAUCCAGCAGUUUGUUCUCUGUAUUCAAGAGUCUGGCUUUUUUGUCUCUUUUUAUCUUUGUUCAUUUGUUUUGUUUCAUAAAUUCCACAUAGGAGUGAAAUCAUAUGGUACUUGUCUCUCUCUGACUGGCUUCUUUCACUUAGCUUUAUAUCCCCUCUGAGAACCUAAAAAGAUUAAGUUUAAGCAGAGAGCCUAAAGGAAUUCGGGAGUGAGAGCUUUGUAAAUCUAGUUGCCAGAAAUUAAUGGCCUCGGUAUGUCUGGUACUUUCUGGCUGAAAUCUAGAAUAAGGGCCAUUGAGCGCCAACGCAGGCAGGCACUAUAGCCAGACUGUUUUCCUUAGGUGAAGCAAAUCCAAAGCUGCUUCUGUUGUAGUUGCUUGUGGUUUUCCCAAAAGGAAAACCCAAGUUCCCACUCUGCCUCCUCCUUUCUCACUCCACCUGUCAUCAUUGCUGCUUACGAGACAAUUUAGUAAAAGACCACAGGUGUUAGUGCAAGGGUUGGUUCUAGAAAAGAUGACAGGGAAUCUUAAUUGAAUACUGUCUCAUUUCGUAGCAUAACACAGUGAAGUCACAUCAUGACAUAGGGAUGAUGAGAAAUAAUGCCAUUGGGACAAGAAACCAUUUGACUUAGACCCUGCCAGUUGUUAGCUGUAUGACUUAAAUAAGUUACUUUAUGCCCAAGCCUCAUUCCUUCCCAUAUGCAAAGUGAAGGGGUUGGAUGAAGUGAUUAAAACCCACUUGGAACCCGAAGAAUCCAUGAUAUUAUGAUCUCUGCUUUAAUUUCUUUUUUCAUCAGAGGCUUACUACUAUAAAGUAUGACUUGCUUAUAUUUUAAGUCAGAGUGGCCCACAAUAAGGAAGAAUCCAUUUGGAUUGUUUUCAUCCCCUUGGGGUGAUCUCAAAUUAAAUUCAAGCCUCUCUCUUCAUUUGAGGUUUUACAACAAGCUUGGAAGAUGGCCACGUUCAUCCAUAGUUUGGUGUUUCGGGAUACAAACAGACUUCCUUUCUCAAAACUGCUCUUUGCCGAACUCACUGUCUUAGUAGAAGUAACGAUUCAGCUCAGAGAAAACUGCUGCCAGAGAGCCAGGGCCAGUCCAGAGGCUCACGCAGAGCCUUCGAUCAUUCCCGCUGUAGCAACAGGGCCCACUCCAAACCCCAAACACACACA
Molecule: messenger RNA, 7210 nt
Organism: Ailuropoda melanoleuca (giant panda)
Lineage: Eukaryota; Metazoa; Chordata; Mammalia; Carnivora; Ursidae
Gene: SLC1A2
Product: solute carrier family 1 member 2
Exons: 12
Coding region: 270-2135 (621 amino acids)
Biological process (GO): L-glutamate import across plasma membrane; L-aspartate transmembrane transport
Cellular component (GO): plasma membrane
Molecular function (GO): glutamate:sodium symporter activity; L-glutamate transmembrane transporter activity; neutral L-amino acid transmembrane transporter activity
Source: RefSeq, a predicted model, not a curated record